Messenger RNA from Clarias gariepinus (North African catfish), 2422 nucleotides. RefSeq names its product zinc finger protein ZFP2-like. NCBI's taxonomy places the organism in Eukaryota, Metazoa, Chordata, Actinopteri, Siluriformes, Clariidae. Gene Ontology annotation, molecular function: DNA-binding transcription factor activity; RNA polymerase II cis-regulatory region sequence-specific DNA binding. The transcript is spliced from 9 exons. Gene Ontology annotation, biological process: regulation of cytokine production; negative regulation of transcription by RNA polymerase II; regulation of immune system process. The record is from RefSeq and is a predicted model, not a curated record. The coding region runs from base 102 to 2321 and encodes 739 amino acids.
AUGCGGUGGGGAAAAGGAAACGCACCCGAAGGCGUAGUUAAGCGCUAAAUCUUACAGUAAUUAAAGUUUAGGCAGCAGCUUUACACACCUAUAAGAACACCAUGGGUUUGCUCUCACUGUCCUCUGUACGGCUGCUGGUGCCACCUCUGCGACUCAUGUCUGCCUUCAUGUGGCGAGUCAUCCAGCAGCAGAAUCUGGAAUAUUUUGACAAGCUUGAAGAAUACAUCCUCCUCAUAACAAGAAUGGUCCCUGAGAUUAUAAGCGAAAGACAGAGAAGUGUGCUCAUUACGGGUCUGAGAGCAAAGAUGAUUCUUGAAAUGUGCAAAGAUGAGUUACCAACCGACCUACAGACUGUCAGGGCACAUCUUCAAACAGUUGAGUCUUUCAGUAUGUUUAAGAGCACUGGUUUGGAGGUAGAAUCGUUACAGGGCAGAUUGUUAAAGCUCGUCAUAAGCCUUCUUGAGGACCCAGCUAAAAAAGAGCGUUUUUUUCGGGAGGUGUUCCCACAUGAAUACGGUCCUGAAUUCGACAAAGCCCUGCAGGUCCUUGUCGGCCAUUUUCUUUCCAGACUGGAACAGUUUCUGCCUGUACCCAAUUUCAAACAGGCAGCUCAGUGGCUAGAGACUGAACCCAUAACCUGGGAGGAUAUAGUAGAGAUGAGCUGCGAUCCCACCCACCUGCUUCCCCUCCUACAAAGUGACCAUCAUGGAACCUUAGAGAAAAAUGGACUCCCAUCUGUCGUAGAGGAAAGAAUUAUCUCAGCUUUGUCUCUCACCUCUUUUACUAAUGGGGUCAUCCCAAGUGAACUUAAUUCUGAUGAUCGAUCUGAACCAACUGUCAGCAUGGACACAUCCUCCCAGACAUAUCCGGAUCUGAUGCACGACAGUAAGAUACAUGUUUUAGCCCCUGCGAUUGUCACCUCAGAUCAGUCUCCUAGUGAGCCUGCAUUGGAUGAGCCAGAAUCACUUGCAAAAAAGACACAAGGAGAAGCUGACUCAAAUGAGAAAAGUUUUAAUGAGACCAGGGAGGAGACGAUGAAAACCUCUCAAAUAGAAAGUGGAGAUGAAACAUCUGGAGGAGGUGCUGAGGAAUCACCCACUGGAUCUGAGGGGAACAGUGGACAGAUGCUUAAAGUGAUCGUUCCAAAGCAUCUGUUACCUGCAAUUAAACAGAUCAGCCUGCCCUCUGUUUUACUCGAACGCUGUACGAGCAAUGAACCAGUUCCACUUAAAGUUGUUCCUGUUUCAGAUGCAUCGUCUUCCCUGAAUUCAAAUGUUUCAGAAAAUACUAGAACCUUGCAGAGAAGGUGGCCAAGAGCCCACACGGAACAGCGUGCUAAGAAGGGCAGCUACAAAUGUGUUAAAACACAUUUUCAGACUUCUGUGCAUCAGCGCAAAAGACACAGAAAGUAUUCCUGUCCCAACUGUGACGAGAGUUUUGAGUCUAUGAAAGCAUGGACGAAACAUCGCACAGAACACAAAGAAGAAAAGCCGCAGAGGUGUACUGACUGCGGUGAGGAAUGUGCAAGCCUGCAAGCUCUAGUGUCCCAUUCCAAAACCCAUAACCACGUGGUGAGCGAGAGCUUGCCGACCCCUGAGAAAGUGGCACCUCCUCUGAAACUAUCUCCAGGAGAGUGUAAGUUUUGUGGUAAGACGUUUACUCUAAUCGAGCUGCGAAACCACUUAAAAACCCAUCCAGAGUUCCGACCUCACCAGUGUGACCACUGCGGGAGGUGUUUUGCUAACCUGAGCAACUUGUUGGCUCACAUUUCGAACCACACGGGAGAAAAGCCUCACGUCUGCUUGAACUGUGGCAAAAAGUUCUUCAGCAAGCCGCAGCUUAAGUCCCACAUGAAAUCUCAUUCAAAAGAGCGGCCAUACUGCUGCUCUUACUGCGGGAAGUGCUUCCACACAGCUGGGAACCUUAACAUCCACACAAGGAUACACACAGGAGAGAAACCUUAUACGUGCAUAGAGUGCGGAAAGGCAUUUAGCUCGGCCGGGCGUCUGCAGGUUCACCGUCGCUGCCACACUGGAGAGAAACCUUAUCAGUGCGACGUGUGCGGAAGAGGAUUCAUUGUGUCGAGUCAUCGCACGAUACACAUGAGGUCACACACAGGGGUGCGACCUUUCUCAUGCGAAAUCUGCGGCAAGACCUUUUCGAGGCGUAACUGCUGGAGUGAACAUAUGUACAGUCACACAGACUUGAAACCGUUUCCUUGCCCUGUUUGCUCAAAGAGCUUUAUUCGCCGUAGCCAUCUGAAGAGACACAUGCAGAGCCACAGUGGUGACCAAAGCCAUACUGUUUCAAAGGAUCUGUAAAUGUCUACAAAUAACUCAUAGCUGUGGAGUCUGAAGGCUCCAGGAUUAUUGUGUAAUUUUGAACCUGCUUUAUAGCAAUAAAUCCUGUUAUUUAUUUAGAA